UUCAGAUACAUGAGGCUAUGAGAUACACAGAAAACCUCGUCCUGAGUUGGAUUCUUUUUUGUUUCCUGAGUAUUUUUAACAAAUACAUGUUUGUUCUGGCCAAAGAUUACACACAUAUCGACAAUCCUUCACCUAGACGUGGAUAUGUCUCCAGAUAUUGGUCAGAAUGGAUGCCAUGGUCAAUGUGCAGUCGAACGUGUGGUGGAGGCGUUAGAAUGAGAACUCGAAUCUGCAGAAUAAGGGUUAACGGACAUGUAGCAUCUCCUAACCGAUGUUUAGGAGAGACAACAGAAUACGAAGUUUGCUCAAGGCAAACUUGCUCCCCUUUCGAAGAAGAUUUUUUAGAGUACCAAUGCUCUCGGAAGAAUGGGCAAGUCAUCAUGGGAAAGAAGAUAGAGGACUGGAUUCCGUAUCCUUACGGUAAAAAUCCAUGCGAGUUGCAGUGUUCGGACAGAGAAAGGACUCUGUUGUACAGUUUCGGUAAAGCAAUGGAUGGUACGAAAUGCCCUGCCCAAGUUCCUGGGCAGCCAGCUCUCUGCGUCAACGGUAGGUGUAUGCCUGUGGACUGUGCAGGUUACAUAGGCUCAGAUAAUCGCCUUGACAGCUGCGGAGUAUGUAGAGGUGAUAAUUCUACCUGCGUAAAGCACAGAAGUACAUUCUGGGGACGACCAAGAGUCGGAGAUUCUGGUGACCAAGAUCAUCAUUAUGAUUACAACGAAAUAGUUGCUAUUCCAGAGGGAGCGACACGCAUACUCGUGACAGAAAAAAGUGAAACGAAUUUUUUGGUUUUAGUUGAUCAUAAAGGCAGUUACCAAAUCAAUGGUAAUUGGAGGAUCCAAUCACCAGGGCGCUUCAUCAUACAUGGAUCUGAAUUCUUAUAUAACAGGACGUGGGAUGGGUAUGAAUCAUUGUCAUCUACAGGACCUAUUAGAUUCAAUAUAUUUAUAUGUGUUUUAGGAUCUGGUGAUAUUCCUACAGUUAAUUACGAAUACUGGAUUUCUAAAUCCAGGCAUUCCACUACAUCGUCUUCAUUUCUUUCAUUAGAUUCCAUCAAAACAUCUGAAAUUUUCAAUAAAGAUAUUUUGAAUUUAGAAGAAUCUAACCAUCCAUUCAACAACAUUAUUCAUCAAAACAUUCCAACUGAUAGAAAAUCCCUACCUGUUGUUACCAGAUCUCAUGGCUACAGAUCAUAUUAUCACAGAAAUGAAGUACUGAAAUCCGUUCCUUCUUGGAGUAAAAGAAGGCACGAUAAUUAUAAACAUAAUAUAUAUUCUCCAGUGACUGAUAAUUUUAUUUCUAGUGUGAAAACGAGUACUCAAAUUGCCCAUAAAUUGGGUCACCUUGAAACGCCAUCAGAGAAAUAUGACACUAAUAAACAAUACUUUAAUUCCCGAGCUAAUUUCAGUGUAACUCCCAUUCUUACUUUCGAAGUUAGACCAACACCAAUACCAGUUAAAACAGUAAAAAAGCAAGAAAAUUUACAUAACUUAUUAGAUGAAUACGGAAGACCUAAAUCUACAUUAACCCAAUCAAGGAGAGGUCAUAUGGAUGUAGAUUAUUCUAUAAAAGGGAUAGAAGCAAAAUCAUUGCCAUCAGGAAGAAGUCAAACUAUGAAACAAAAACUUAGUUCUAAAGAAACAAGUUCUACCUUCGUGAAUUCAAAUAUAAAUAGCCAAACGAAGCCUCGUGCCAAAAAAAGAAGAAAAUCUGGGAAAGAUGAAUGCUCACCUUGUUCAAAACCACGACAUCAAACAAGAAAUUUCUGUACAAGUGACUUUGUUCUUCGAGCAGUCAUCCGAUCUUCUGAAAAACAGCAAAACAGUAUCCGUUAUGAGUUGGAAGUAAUACAGUCAUACAAGAACAAAGUUCCCAUUUUGUUCCGGGAGUAUGUUUGGUCUUCAGAUCUUUGUCGCUGUCCUAAGCUUCGAACAGAGAGGGAAUAUAUUUUGAUGGGACAUUCAAGUGGAGGCAAAAGAGAAACAAAACUUGUAUUAAGCAAAAAUUCUUUUGUCAAAAGAUACACUCAGAAAAGAGCCAGAACUAUGCUUAAAUUAGUCAGAGAUCAGAAGUCUGUAUGUCAAAAAUUUGGUUUAUAAAUUAUCUCAAGUGGA
Messenger RNA from Stegodyphus dumicola, 2111 nucleotides. RefSeq lists its product as uncharacterized. Lineage: Eukaryota; Metazoa; Arthropoda; Arachnida; Araneae; Eresidae. Gene Ontology annotation, cellular component: extracellular matrix. Gene Ontology annotation, molecular function: protein binding; metalloendopeptidase activity. Gene Ontology annotation, biological process: extracellular matrix organization; proteolysis. The record is from RefSeq and is a predicted model, not a curated record.